GCGUCAUAAAUCGCGCACUUAUGCACUAUUCUACGCCAUUUUGUAGUUUAAAUAGUGUCAGUGCGUUCACAUUGAAAGUACUCAAAAAGUAAGUGUACUUUAAGAACCUGGAUGAUGCACUUUUUCGACCGAAAAUAUAAAGUUUGGAACUGUGAACACUUCACGCACUCAACGGUCGCAGUUUUGGUUACGUAGCGGAAGGAGGCUAUCGGACGCUGCUCGAGAGAAAGUCUCCCUCAGAGUGACAACGCUUCAAUCUGAUGAUGACAAAAGCUGGUGGUUCCUGGGGGAGGGGUUACAUUCUAGAGCAGUUGAUUGGACAGAAAAUUGGGCACGCCCAUAAGUGCAAGGCAAAGAACAGAAACAUUCCGCCGAACGUCUUUCGUGUUGGACUGAAGAAAGUCACGUUGGUUUGGAGCGACGUGAGGACAUAAAUUGCCAUACCGCUGUACUUCCGAGUGUCAGGUCAUUACGAGCUAGCUGUUUCUCUGUCCCAAAGAUGAUGUGGAUGCAAACGCUUGGGAGAUGAAGAACUAAGCAUCCACGCUCCAUUUCUUUCCAUCCGAGGACAUCUCAAUGACGUACUGCCAGGGAAAGAGACGGUUCGAGAGAGAGAAAGAUUGAGAGCGAGCCGAGAGAGUUUUGGCAUGACAAGUGACAAGGCGGCUGACAGAAUAACAGGACAGGAAUAAGCAUGAGGUGAACAGCGUGAGAGCUCAGGGUCUGGGUGAGCCUUUCGUUUUACUGGACUUCUUAUCAAGCAGUAGCCGGUUUAUAGUUAUUUCAUGAAGAUUGCGGUGGCGGGCUCAGCGGGGCUUAACCUGAAAUCACCUGAGAGUCUGGGAAGUGGAGCACAGUAGCAACAAGAGGUGGAGGCUUUUAAGGGGUGGAGUGUAAAGGUAUAUUCCUCCUCCUCGGUCUGAAGGGAUGAUAUUCUUCAAAGCACAUCCACUGGAGUUACACAGCAAGUGCAGAUCAGCUCUCACGUCGACAAAACCGCAGCGAAACCUUCAUUUCGCUUGGUCGCAUCAGCCCUCUGCAUCGGGAUGUCAGUCUUCCGAAGCUCUCGCUCCGCCAUGUGAUCGCCCUUGACUGUCGUUAUGCACUUUCAUUUGAUCUUUCUUUUCAUUUGUUUUCUCCGUCAUUAAGACUCGAAGUAGGACUUCUAAUCGAGCUGCGCGCAGUCGUCCCGUGGAUUUGCCAGGAAUAAUUCAUCCUCUUUCCCGGUUUGUCGUAUCUUAAAAGGGACACGAGACAAUCUGAGAGCGAGUGUAUAAAUAAACGGAAGACAGUAAUAACCAGCGACACACAUUCACCUGUCGACAAGAGGGACUUUUGGUUUAAACAUCGGUUCAUUCGCCUAUCAAAGAAGCAUUAUAAAGGAUUUGUUUGUUGGGAUCGGGACAGUUUAUCUUAAUUCAUCUCAAACGGUCUUCGAGGCAGCCCCUAAACUAUGGGAUUUGAGAACCACUGAGGGCGCUUUGACAAAAGGAGGGAAGAGGGGCCGACAUCGAGAACAAAACGAAAGGAUUGAGCCUUUCAAAAGAGGAUCAGUACUUUUGGACUCGGCGGGGUGCAUGCUGCCCCCUCAACUGGACGUCCUCUUUUGUGCGAGAGAGAGAAAAUAAAAGCAGGCAUGCGCAAUAAACUGAGGAAGUUCCGGGAUGCCGGCCGCCCCAUGCUGGGGGACAGGACUGAUUUGGUGCUGCUGGCUGUGAUGGUGCUUUUAGUUGCGGAUGUGAGGGCAUCCUGGGAUGUGCUUGGCGACGUGAGGCAGCUUGAGGCAUCUAUGCAGUCCACCAUGCAGGCGGACCUUCGGGAGGCGGAAGCGGGCAUGUCGCAGCCCAGCGGCUUGCCGGAUUCCUCCGCGGUGGUGGGCAGGGUUUUCCAAAUGCAAGUGCCCGUCAAAGCCAAGGGCUCCGGGAGCAAAGUAAAGAUCACAGAAGCAAGCAAAGAUGUGCUCCCAGCAUGGUUGCAUUGGGAUGCGGAGAGUGGCACACUUCAAGGCCUUCCUCUAGAGACAGACAAGGGCGUUCACUACAUUUCUGUUUCUGUUUCCAAUGAGAGUAGAGUCUCCCAAAGCCCAGAUGUGUUUUCCAUUGAGGUGCACCCAGAGGAGCACGCUGACACUGACCCUUUUCAGCUCGCAAUUCAAUCGGCCAGCAACGACGCACAGCCUUUCAUCUGCGGUAAUGAGGAGCCCGUCACAGUGCUUACUGUCAUUCUGGAUGCUGACCUCAAUAAGAUGAGCUCCAAGCAGAGGGUGGAGCUACUUGCCAAAAUGAAGAAAUUCUCCGGCAUGGGGCUGCAGCACAUGAAGAUUUUGCCCGUGGUUAAUAACCGUUUGUUUGACAUGUCUGCUUUUAUGGCGGGACCAGGAAAUGCCAAAAAGGUUGUGGAAAACGGUGCCCUUUUGUCCUGGAAACUGGGCUGCAAUCUGGAUCAAAGCAGCAUACCUGAUAUCAGUAGCGUUCAGGUUCCAGCUAAAGAAGGGACCAUGUCCGCACAGUUGAAAUAUCCUGUCGUUGGGUGGCACAUCGCUAACAAGAAGCCCCAUGUGCCCAAAAGGGUGCGAAGGCAGCUGAACAACACCCCAACUCCUAUUCCCUCAUUACUCCCCCCAACAGCUUACCCUGAACCCCCGAUUCGUAUUGUUCCCACACCAACAUCUCCUUCCAUUGCUCCUACCACUGAAAGUUCUGCCCCACCAGUUCGCAGUCCGGUCCCACUCCCUGCGAAACCAACCCUUCGACCGCGAGAACCAAUCGCUUAUACUCCAACCUUAGGCCCCCCUCAGCCAACACGAGUCAUGGAAACCACCAGCACAAUCACCAUUCAGCCCACCAUGACCCGGCCUGUAUACGUUGGAGCUUCCGUGACCCCAGCCACACCCACCACUAGGAAACCAACAAAACGACCAGGGAGGAAGCCAAAGACGACCCCUAUACCCAAGACAACUACAACCAAGGCCCCGAGACGAACAACUACCGCUGUUGUCUUGCCCAAUGGCAAUAUUAAACCCCAGCUCCAGAACCCAAUUGAUCAGGUGAACGCCUACGUGGGCACGUACUUUGAGGUGAAGGUUCCGCCGGAUACGUUUUUCGACAAAGAGGACGGGACUACAGAUAGGUUGAAGCUUACCUUGCGAUUCGGGAACGAUUUGGUCGGGGAUGAUUCUUGGAUACAGUUCAAUAGCACAAGCCAGUUGCUCUAUGGAUUACCCAAUCAAGAGCACGAAGGAAAGCAUGAGUACUUUAUGCAGGCAACAGACAAAGGAGGUCUAUACGCAAUCGAUGCCUUUGAGGUCCGUGUCAAUCGCUGGGGAAACAACAAUAAGCCGCCAGUGUUGUUCACAGCCGUAUUUGAUGGGGAUGCGCGUACUGUCACAAAUGACAUUCACAAGAAGAUCCUCCUUGUAAAGAAACUCGCCCAAUCGUUUGGCGAUCGCAACAGCAGCACCGUUACCUUGAAGAACAUCAUGAAGGGCUCCAUCAUAGUGGAAUGGACCAACAACAGCCUUCCUCAAAACCCCUGCCCGAAAGAACAAAUACAGCUUUUAAGCAGAAGGAUUUCUGACAACGAGGGGAGACCUUUACCACACUUCAAACAUAUCAUGGAGCCAGACUUCAAGGCCUCAAAUAUCACCGUCAGAGGUACAGGUAGCUGCCGUAACUACAUGUUCGUACCAAUGGGCGAGAUUCCAGAUCCGACCCAAUCUCCCGUUACUCCCGCCGUGGGCGCGGGAAGACAGAGCACGGACGACGUGUAUCUUCACACGGUCAUACCGGCUGUUGUGGUUGCUGCCAUUUUGCUAAUAGCAGGAAUCAUUGCCAUGAUCUGCUAUCGUAAGAAACGCAAGGGCAAGUUGACUAUCGAAGACCAAGCAACCUUCAUCAAGAAAGGAGUACCCAUCAUUUUCGCGGAUGAGCUCGAUGACUCCAAGCCGCCUCCAUCUUCCAGCAUGCCCCUUAUCCUACAGGAGGAAAAACCUCCUCUUCCCCCACCGGAGUAUCCCAACAUGGCUAGUCCAGAGACAACACCCCUAAACCAGGACCUUAUGGGAGGGUACACACCUCUACACGAUGAGGAUCCCAAUGCCCCACCCUACCAGCCUCCACCACCCUUUUCCGUCCCGAUGGAGGGUAAAGGUUCCCGCCCCAAGAACAUGACCCCUUACAGAUCCCCACCCCCUUACGUGCCCCCCUAAUGUUUGCAGGAGCCUCCGGAUCCGGAGGACAGGGAACUUUCGUAGUUCCGAACCGUUGUGUUGUCUGCAUUAUUGGAUUGUUUGAAAGGGUGUGCUGCAAAUGGGGAAUGUGGGUUUGAAUGUGACGGGAUGUUUUUGUUAAACUGGACUCUUAUUAAAGGAGUGGUGGGAGUUAUGGGGGGUUACGUGGAUAAUCUGCUAAAGACAACAACCUCAGCCUCUUGACUACUCUGGUUUUUGCUAAACUGUUGAGGAGUACCCUCCAGUCCUGGCGCUUUUGUGUCUAGAUGGGCUUUUUGACUAAUUUUUUUUCUGUUUGUUUGUUUUUUGGUUUGUUUUUGUUUUCUGACACGGAAUCAAACUCCUUGCCUAACAGCACUCUUUCUAUCUUCUAAAUUCGUUAAACUCGAAUAAUAUAAUCGGACAACAAAACUGACUGCAGGUGUAAAAGAUUUCAUAGAAAAAUUCAAUAACAGAGGGGAAUUAAAAGGAGGGGCUUGGACAGCCAUGCAGACAGUUUCGUGGGAUGUCGAUUCAUUAUGGUUUUGCCUUUUAACACAGAAUUAAACUGUUUUUAUUGUUCUUCACAUGUCUAGUUAAAAUCACUACAAGAAGAGGUAGCCAAAUCGAGAUAUUUGUUUAAUCCAAUGUAUAUUUGAAAGUUGUUAUGCUAGAUCAUCUACAUUAAUUUUUAUGAUAUAUAUUUUUUUUACUUUUUCUUUUUUCCACCCUUCGAUCUUGGGGAAGUACGAAUAAAAAUCAAAUCACAGACAACAUAUCGCAGUGAGUUCUGACUUGAGAUCAAUGUAUAAGAUGCAUCACUUUUAUAUCCUCUCCUCAGUUAUGUGAAUGGAGGUGGUAGUCUCGAGUGUGCUGUCUAUGCAGAUUUUGCUUUUGACCCGACAAGUCCAGAUUCUGAUAUUGAUCACGUUUAAUCGUAUUUCUCAUGGGCCAUGGAGAAAUCUUGGGAUUUAAUUGGAUCUUUGCAUCCUUAAUUCCUCAAGUCAGAACCACGUAUAUACUGUACCAGUUUAACUCACGCUACUGAUAGCCCUUGAGACAGUCAAAGACUUGAUUUAAUUAGAAAGAGCUUUGAGACGAUUUGUAGUUUGUUUCUUUUAUUUUUGUUAUUUUUAUAUAUAUAUAUUUCAGUGAUGAUUGAGUAUAUGCCUUGGAUCCACUCGAAAUAAAUCAAAAUAAAGACUGAAGAUUUUGAUAACGGCAACCCAUCUUCUACACAAUGGCAUCAUUUAUUAAACGUCACAAGUAUAUGUUUGCAGUUGAACGCCAUAUUUUGCCUUGGUGGUGUUGCAGCAAGUGUCUUCUGUACAUAAUAUUCUCUGCCUGUGGAUAUAACUGUAUUUAUAGUCCAAGAGUGUGUAAAUCAGAUGGUAAAAAAACAAGAAAUAGAGAAAAACUAGCUGUGUGUUUAGAUGAGGGAUGAUUAUUUUUAUAUAUAGUGAUGGUUAUUAGAAAAACCUUGAGCAAAUGCUUAAGGGAAAGGAGGAAAAAAACUGGUUUCAUUUACAAAAUCAUUACAAAAAAGCUUAAUAAAAUCUAAUGUUUUUUACAUGUUUUUGAUACAAUCUCUAAAUGUUUAUUAAGAACAGAUCUACAGUGUAUUGCGAUUUGUAAAACCUCAGUGUUAGCUUUUCAUCAUGGGUUGUUUUCUUACAUGUAAUUCUUUAGAUUUGCAUUAAGCUUUAAUGACACUGCAGUUAAAAAGAAAUAUUCUUUGUAAUCGUUUUUUCUGAUUUGUGUUUUAUGCUCGAGUUAUUUUUUUAAUCAGAAGUGAUAUUUGCAAUAAUAAAAGUGUGGUGUAGUUACA
Molecule: messenger RNA, 6035 nt
Organism: Triplophysa dalaica
Lineage: Eukaryota; Metazoa; Chordata; Actinopteri; Cypriniformes; Nemacheilidae
Gene: dag1
Product: dystroglycan 1
Exons: 8
Coding region: 1637-4207 (856 amino acids)
Biological process (GO): muscle attachment; axon guidance; nerve development
Cellular component (GO): sarcolemma; dystroglycan complex; dystrophin-associated glycoprotein complex
Molecular function (GO): calcium ion binding; laminin binding
Source: RefSeq, a predicted model, not a curated record